AUGAAGCAGUACUUUGGUCUGGAGAAGCUGGUGAAGGUGGACAGUGAAUUGAACCUGCGGAAUUUAAAGGCAAAAUGGCGACAGGGUGAUGGAUGGCAGGCGAAUAUCCAGCGUUUGACCGAGUGUCAUGGCGAUCUUGUUGUUCCCUACGAAUUUCCAGCGUCCGAGAGAUUGGAGAUCACAUGUCUGGAUGGUGCCACUGUUUUGGAAACUAUUGAUGCUGUCUCUGCCAUGGCAGCAGUGAGAAAUAGUGCCAAGAAAGAGGUGGAAUCUGCUGAAUAUUACACUCAGGAGCUGUCAGGCUCUCACACUUCUUCUCCCACCACCUCUACCUGCAACAACAACAACAGCAGCAACAGCAGUGUGGGACCACAGCAGUGCCAAUCUUUGGACAGUCACCAAAGCCUUUUAAAUGGAGCACAGGCGAGCCCAUUUGUCUGUGGCGGUGUCCUGGCUGCCCCCUGCACAGACAAUUCAUUGCCUUCAGGAGCACUUGUUAAUGGAUCUGCUUCACACUGUACCUCAGAGGAACCUCAAGUCCCCAACAAGGAUGUGUCCCCUUUGCCUGGGACAGACACCAACCCUGAGGUGUUGGAGCCUCCCUGCGAGCUUCAAUCAAACACUUGGCAAAAACCAGAAGGGCACGUUAUGAAAGCACCAUCCACACGGACCCUAUCCGAGUCGGACAACAGCGACCGCGAGACUCCCUUGGUGGGGGACAAUGCGGAUAACGGGGCAAUCAGCCGGGUGUGGACAAACAACGGCAUUAAAGCGGGAUCCUUAAGGGAUGUUGAUUCUGAGUCAUCAGAAAGCUCCUCUGACAACUACGAUGGCCUAAACAGAAGCCUCCGAGAGAAGUUUAUGUGCUUCCUUUUGAAAGGCAGGAUACUUGAUGAAGUGGUGAAAGGAAAGAUAAAGGUGGAGGGGCUUCAGUCAGCCAGCUCAAGGAGGAGGAAACGAAAAACAUGCAGAGUGAAAAGGAUACCAAUGGAAGAAAAAGUUAACGAGGGCUUCAGCUGUGCCUCCCUUACUAACACGGACUUGGAUUUUGAUUCGUCUAUUAGUGAAGAGCGUUCCUUGAGGCAGGAUUCGGAAAGUUUGAAAGCACACAUAGAUUCGCAUCUAGGGAACUCCCAAGACCAGAAAAACUUAAUUUCAAGCGAUAAUGGAGGCGGGUGCAAUGAAGCCGACACCUACGUGGGUGGCCAACCUAUGCCAUUAAAGAGGCAGCUGGAAACGGGCUUGGAGACAGAGCACUCGUUUUUCCAAUGCACAAAGUGCAAUGUUAAUUUCAAGGAGAAAAGGCAUUUGCAUAGGCAUAUGAUGUAUCAUUUAGAUCGGCAUAAUCAGGUAGGGCAAGCGAGCGUCCUCCGCCCCUUUAUAUGCAAAGAGUGUGGGCGUUCGUUCUGCGAGCAUUCUUCCCUGCAGAAGCACAUGCUGAUCCACCAGGUGCGAAGGGAGAAGUUGAUGGAGGAGAUUAAAGACUUGAAUGAACUGAGAAUGCAGGGAGGAGAAGCUCAGCUGCAGUGUCCCCAGUGUGCUUUUGGAACCAACUGUCCACAAGCAUUCACUAAUCACGCCAAGACCCAUGAAAAGGACAAAAAUGAUUACACUUGUGUAGAAUACACACAGAAUCGCACAGUGUUGAGCAAGUCAGAUAAGGAAGCACACCAACAGAUGGCUCACCUCAGUGCAUGCCAAGGAAGAGUCGUAAAACCCUCGGGUAUGCUUCUUUGCAAAAUUUGCACAUUUAGAACAAAGUAUAGGGACGUUUUAAGAAAGCACCUGAAACUCGUACAUGACCAGCCACUUUGUGACUAUGAAUUUCUGUCACACAAUAUGGCAACGGACCCAGACCCUGUAAGGUCAGAGCGGGACAGGACACCAGGCCAAACCGAAGCAGACGACUCCCCUCCACCUUCACUGAAGCCAAAGUUUCUCAGAGAGAGGCAAAAGAAAAGUGGAGCAGGGCUGUCUGCAUGGUCAAACAGCCUUGCGGACCUUUUUCUGAGAGAUAAUGGCACACAAAAAUCUUGUAAAAGUUUGAGCUCCUCACUGAUCAAGUGGAGCUUUGGCAGCUUGGCAAACAAUCUGUCACCGUCGUCCGUGCAACGUGACAAGCCAAGUAAAUUAUCUCAGCCUACAGAGAGAAUAGAUGUGACAACAGGUCUCUCCUAUGUUGAAGAGGACAAUCAAGAAUGUGAAAGUUCUGUCUCCAAACGGAACACAAAAUGUCUCUCUGGCUUUGGCAUUAAUCUUGCGACCAAGUUUGCAAUCUCCAGCAAAGCUGUACAUCUGAACCAUGAUGUGAACACUUCCAAAGAUCACUCUGCUGGAAGCAGUUUAGUGGCACACAAACAAAAAUCUCCAUCGAAAAGAAAAAUGUCCAUUCCAUAUCACAACACGCCCAAGAAAUUUCCAAUGAUUUUACCAAAACGUGAAUCAGGAACUCCGGAAAGGCUUGAUAUUUAUUCUUUGCAGAGUGGUGACUACAGUAGUGAUAACUUCGGCACAGUUAAUCAGGCAAACGAUGCUCAUUUUCCCAGCGAGAGCACAGCACAAUUCCUGGAUGGCAGUGACUCCACUGACCCCUUAACUCAGCAGGGACAUCUGCUUAAAGACGAUGUCCACGACUCUCCUGAUCAGUCAGAUCUUGAUAGCAACAUGGAAGACGAUGAUGAGAUCAGUACGCUCAUAGUGAAAGAAGAGAACAUAGAGAGUGCAGUGAGCGAGGAGAGUCCGGAGUGUACUGAUCCUAAUCUCGGCGAUUCUUGCACCAGCUACUGCGUGUCCCCCUUGUUUGAACCAGAUCGGAAGUACUGUCCAUAUUGUCCUGCUGUGUUUGAAUCAGGGGUGGGCUUGUCCAAUCACAUCAGAGGACAUCUCCAUAGAUGUGGGUUAAGCUACGAGGCUCGUCACAUGUUGUCACCUGAACAGGUGGCGUCUCAGGACCGGCAGCCUCGCAUUCGCAGAAGAGCGCCCUCCAUGAGCAGCAGGAUCAGGAGAGAUAAAUCUGAAUCUCGGACCGAACACACCUGCCCCCUGUGUCGGGGCUGGUUCGACACCAAAACUGGCCUGUCCAAUCACGUACGGGGUCACCUGAAGCGGAUUGGCAAGCCAAUCUCCGGUGUCAGUAAAUCUCCCCUGUGCAUCCUAACUGAGCUCCUGCAGGACAAAAAUGAGCAUGGGAACGUUCUCCGAGCGCUUGAGGACAAACCUCGCUUCUCCAGACCCUUCAUUUCUCAGAAGUUUGCAGGAAGCGAUGGCCCGUUUCAUACACCCACUGACAUCCCACUGAAGAUCCAGCACUCUGCUUACAGGCUGGUCUCUGAGGAGGAUGAGAAGAGGAAGAGGAGGGAGGAGAUGAACGAGAACAGCAAAAGCACUUUAGAGCUUCUUAAGACACAGAGAGUGGACCAGGCGUCGGCAGUCACAUGCCACUCUAAGACAGCCAGAGCCCGCUUUAUCAUUUCUCCAUCCAAGAAGGUUCCUCCUGAAGCUCUGCCUGACUCCAUAUGUAGCCAAGGCAAGUUUGAAGGAAAUAAGAAGAUUUGUAUCCAUUGCAAUGCAACUUUCCACAGCGGUGUCAGUCUGUCCAAUCAUCUUAGGGCUUAUGCACGUAGGAAGAGGAUCGCCAUGUUGGAGGGAACGUCAUACGAGUGUAAUCAGAAACUGCCUCGCUCGAGGUCUGGGCCAAAGAGGAAGGCGUUCCACACCCUACACACCACCUCUGAAAUGAUCUACACGCUGACGUGCAGGUUCUGCGAUCUGGUCUUCCAGGGGCCGCAGUGCGUGCAGGAGGACUGGGUGAAGCACCUGCAGAGACACCUCAUGCACACUGCUGUCAGAGGCACGGGCGCUGGGAUGGUGGAGGUGCCAGCGGUGUGUGAGGAGCCAUGUGCUCCGGACUGUGUCACUCAGGGGCUUUAAAUUCAAGUUUACACGCAAGCUUUAUUCAUGUGACCACUCUUCUUUGGAUGUAAAUAGGAAGAGACACAUUUUAUUCUAUAUAGAGAUAUCUCUGGACAAGUGUAGAAAUCUAUAUAAGAAAAAUAUCAGAGAGAGGGAGAGAGAAUAUUUUCUAAUAUUGCACAUAUUUUCUCUUCUCUUUACUUUUUUUUUUAAAUAUUCCCCUUAUAGGCAUGACAUUUGUCAUAAGUAUUGACACGUUCCUACGUUCAUAUAGUCUUAUACAGAGUUGAAUAUUUGCUUAGAGAUGAUGUGUUCUGAUCUAUUUUUAAAUCACAAUCAUACCUGGUGCACACAAUGUUACAUUUAUUGCUAAGACGACUUCUGUAAGUGUAAUUCUUGUGUAAUUAGGGAUGUACUGAAACUUUGGCCACUGAAAAGUUUUUUUAAAAGAUUAAAUACAGCAAAUGAUCAAACAGUAUCACUUUAUAAAAUCAUUUCCCAUUAGUGGUUAAAAAGCCUGGCCCUUAUUCAUCUUACUUGUAUGCAGUCAAAUCUAAUUGGAAAACAAACUUACACAAAUUCUACCAUCAGUGACCAUAUUUAUCGGUUGCGUGUGGUGGGUUUUUUUUAAUUAUUUUUUAAAAAUCUGUGUUAAAGUAUAUUUUUGACGAGGGAUUAUUUUCUUAGGAUUAAUGUAAGGUUUGACUUCAGAGUGAUCUUAAUCACAAAGACUUGUCAGAUUAACGAGGAUGUCAAUAAUUCUGUGACUGUAUAUGAUAUGUAAAUAAGAGACUAAUAGAUGGAAGCACUCAGCAGCAGAUGAUUUUCUCUCGGAUCACCAAUGUCUGUCGUUUUUGUUUGUUUUUUGUUUUUUUUGGGGGGGGUCGUCAUAUGACACUUUCACACAAGAAUUUGUUCACAUAUUGCAAGUCCUCAAAUCUUUGCUCGUUUCUAUGCAAAUUUGAUGAAUAAGGGCCGUUGGGUGCUGCAUCCUGUGUUCCCCACAUUCUUAUCCAUUUCUGUGUCACUAUUCCAUCUUGCAAUCUGCGUCCCCAUGCCAUUUCCUGCUCUGAAUCUAUGUAUCUUCUGAAUCGGGCCAUCUGCAUUACUACUUUCUGAUUUGCACUACAUGUGUAUCUUUUCUCACACAUACACAUCAUGUUUUUCCAGAACUGAAUGGCUGUGGUCCAUUAUUAGCCAUAAUCACCUGCAGUGCAGGAUUAGGAUUUUAUGCUACUUGUUUGUUUAUUAGUGAUUACUUGGGAUUAGUGUUGGGUUUUAUUCAAAUCCUUCAAAGAAAAUGUAAAAAAAAAAAUUGACAGAAUUUAUGCAAUGAUACAAAAACCAAAUGAGCCAAAAGAAUAUAAAUGUAUAUAAUCCACCAUUCUGUUUUCACUUUGGUUUUGAUAGCCUCCCCUUACUGUUGAUUUCUGCCAUGGAUUUUAACUUCGGUGCAUUUCUAUGUGCAUGUUAAAGGGCCUUUAGAUGCUUGCAUUUGCAUUGAUGUUUGCAUUUUAGGGGACAAAAUAAUAAAAACUGUAAUAUCGACACAUUGGAGACAUGCUAUAUAUGCUUAUAAGAUGAUACAAAAUUCCUUAUAUAAGCUCAUCUAGAUGUGUUAAAAGCAAAUGGUUCUGUGAUCUAACACUACACUGCUGGAACAGCUGCAUACAUUGCUUUUUGUAGGCAUAUUAGCAUCAGUUCUGAUGCCAGAUUUCAGCGGAGGUACUGUUUAUGUAUUGAACUUACCUUAACUAUCCAAAUAGUCAACUCUUACUGUUAGGAUUUAUUGAGAGAGAAUGAUUUAUGAGCAAUUUUAGAUGUGAAUAAGUGACAUACUGUAUUUUCCAGAUUGUAAGAUGUGCUAUUGGCUCUGUGCAGCAGAUACAGUGAAGCCAGAUAUUAUUAUUAUUUUUUUUUUUGCUUUAGUCUAAUUAUAAUGUGCCUAUUAAGAUUUUUUUAGUAGACAUGCAGCUCUAGCGGUUACAGUAGUUUUUUUUUUUUCUAUAACGUAUUCACAAAGCAGCAUUAUUACUGAAAUGUUCACUGCAAAACUUGAGACAAAAGGAAAAAAAGAUUUUUUUAAAAAAUUUUAAAAAUGUCUCGUUUUACUGGCCUCAUACUGUAUGUCUGAAACUUGUACUAUUGUGUGCAUAAAACGAGAGUUAAAAACUGACAUUAACUUGGCACUAACAUCAGAAAUCCUAUAACUGUGCUAGCAGUUGCCAUUAUUGACUGGACAAUGUUAUUUAUGAAGGUUUGUGUUUUCUUUCGCGCUAACAGAAUUUAUAUGAUAAGUGCUCAAGUAAAGGCCUCUGGAUACUGUACAGCAUUGAUUUUUUUCCCCAGAAUAUAAGCAGAAUUUGUUUUAUACUGUACUUAUUGUCCAGAAAACAUGGACGGCUUCAUCUAGAUUAAGUUUUAUUUGCUUUUACAGCCCUGGGUUUAUCCAUGUAGCAAUAAAGAGGACUAACACCAUCAAACCAUGUAGAUAGGGCCUGUGAGUGAGUGAGUGAGUUUGACUGAGCAAUAGCAGUUUGCCAAGCAUAGGCUUUUCAGGAUUGCUAUAAUUAAUAAAUGAGUUGAUGACAAA
This is a messenger RNA of Neoarius graeffei (lesser salmon catfish), 6505 nucleotides long. RefSeq names its product zinc finger protein 644b (gene znf644b). Bases 1 to 3930 code for a protein of 1309 amino acids. Gene Ontology annotation, molecular function: RNA polymerase II cis-regulatory region sequence-specific DNA binding; DNA-binding transcription factor activity, RNA polymerase II-specific. Gene Ontology annotation, biological process: regulation of transcription by RNA polymerase II. Gene Ontology annotation, cellular component: nucleus. The record is from RefSeq and is a predicted model, not a curated record. Lineage: Eukaryota; Metazoa; Chordata; Actinopteri; Siluriformes; Ariidae. The transcript is spliced from 8 exons.